Loa loa (African eye worm) is the source of this 1823-nucleotide messenger RNA. Its product is annotated as BTB/POZ domain-containing protein. The record is from RefSeq and is a predicted model, not a curated record. Gene Ontology annotation, biological process: regulation of proteolysis; proteasome-mediated ubiquitin-dependent protein catabolic process. Gene Ontology annotation, molecular function: ubiquitin protein ligase binding. The transcript has 8 exons. Lineage: Eukaryota; Metazoa; Nematoda; Chromadorea; Rhabditida; Onchocercidae. Gene Ontology annotation, cellular component: nucleus; cytoplasm. The coding region runs from base 8 to 1324 and encodes 438 amino acids.
GUUGCAGAUGUUGGCAGAGUACAGCAGAGAAUUAUCGCAACAACGUGCCGGUGCUGCGGAAAAUUCCCAGCUAAGUUCGGGAACUUCUGGAUCAGGUAGUAAUAGUGGCUUAUGUCGACAUCUGGAUGGUGCUGUCUACAUAUCAGCUUGUGCUACAAAAAUGGAUACCAUCGUUUUCAUGCAUAAAUGGAGCGUUGCACAAUUUUCGGCGCAGCAGGAAUUGUCAUCACCGGGUGAUUUCAUUGAGUCAAACAUGUUUGGUUCUAUCGACAAUGAUUAUCGAUUCCGACUGAAACUGUUUCCUUGCGGUAAAGAUGAAGAAUGUCGAGGAUAUCUUUCCUUAUUUCUUCAAAUUUUCAAAUGCCCAUCUGCAAAACUGCGUUUUCGAGUGAAUUUCUACAUUGAAGCUGCGGAUGGUCCACGAGGGUGUGCCUUAAACAAAAAUGUUGUCACUAUCAACCGUGGUGGGAUUGUUACUGCGUCAAAAUUCUUUUCCACUGAGACUUUAAAGAGCCGUGUCACUAAGUUUUUGCCGGAUGAUGUUUUAACUGUUGGUGUGGAGUUAACUGUAUACGGAGACUAUAGCUGUACUGAUAUUGAACCUGAUCUUGAUGUGUUUUGUGGAAAUAGUAAUUCUUCGACACCUGGAAUUGCUUUGGGCAUUGGUGAUGAAGUUAGGACACGCCCUGAGCCACAUUUUAUGGGACGCGAUUUGGGGCAGUUACUGGAUAGUGGCGAUUUUUCAGAUUUUACGCUUCACGUAGGUCGACGUUCCUUUAAAUGUCACAAAGCAAUCCUUUCAGCACGAUCACCUUUCUUCCAGGCAAUGUUCAGGGACCAGAGUAAUCAAGAAAGUUUAAGUGGAGAGGUAAAUUUGGAAGAUGUAACCCCAGAAACGAUGGCAUGUGUCCUGGAAUAUAUUUACAAGGAUAAUUGUUCGGAAUCAUCAAAACGAACGUUAGAAAUCUUGGCCGCUGCAGACCGAUUUUGCUUGGACCGUUUGAAGAGUUUGUGCCAGGAAGCCCUGAUAAGAGACCUGUCACCUAACAAUUUUUGUGAACGUCUUCGAGCUGCUGACAUGUAUAAUGCGUCCGUCUUGAAGUGGAAAAUUCUGAAUUUAUUGCAGAAACAUCGCAACUAUAUUGUCGAUAAUGAGGACUGGGUCACACUGGAAAAUGAGUGUCCAUAUUUGGCAGCAACGGUUGCAAGACACAUGUUAUCCACUGAUAGUGUUGGCAAUAUAUUAUCAAGUUCUAUUGCCAAUAUGAGUAACUCAAAUCACUAUAACGAAGCAAUGUCAGUUAAAAGACCACGACUUGGCUAAUUUCAUUUUCUUGCUAAAUAUUGUCCUAAGUUUCAUUUGGAACGAGUUUUGAAUUUUGUCUAAUUAUUAUAUGCUAGAAAUAAGUCACGUUAAAAUAAAGUUUUUCUUGCCAGUAUUUAUUAUUAUAUAUUUACAAAUGGUACAAUACGACUGUACUUGCGUUUAGGACAAUAUGAUCUGUAAUGGAUUGGAAUGAGAAGCUAACCUUGUUUUUACUUUUCGUUUUUUUCUGUAUUAUUUACCAAUGAAUUUUCACUGUUUUCUUUGUUGGGUUUUCUAUUUCUUUGUUUUUAUGGAAGUAUUUUGGUAGAAACGGGCGAACGAAUGGAAAUAAGAUUAAGACAGUGAAGAUAGUGAUACAGUUGAUUUUUUCUGCAAAGCUGAGAAGACAUGUUGGUUUUCAGGCAAGUUUAAAUUAAUGUAAAAAUUCUUCGAGUACUUACAUGCUUUUAUGUGUGAAUUCUCAGCUUUUCGAUGUCUCGAUGAUUUCUUGUCGAUU